Molecule: messenger RNA, 1866 nt
Organism: Penicillium atrosanguineum
Lineage: Eukaryota; Fungi; Ascomycota; Eurotiomycetes; Eurotiales; Aspergillaceae
Gene: pbs2
Product: mitogen-activated protein kinase kinase PBS2
Exons: 2
Coding region: 1-1866 (621 amino acids)
Biological process (GO): protein phosphorylation; MAPK cascade; cellular hyperosmotic response
Molecular function (GO): ATP binding; MAP kinase kinase activity
Source: RefSeq, a predicted model, not a curated record
AUGGCUGACGAACGCGAUUUCGCUUUGCCCCCCGGGUCCAACGAGGCCAGUUCCUCUGUGGACGCUGUUCCUCCCUCCGGAGUCCCUCACCAUGCCUCAACCCCUACCCUCCGUUCUACUCCUCGCGAUCGCGAUCCAUCCACCGGCAUGUCCGCCUCAUCCACACACCUGGGUCAGAUCAACGCGGCGCGGCGUGCUCCUAGCACCCCGCCCCGCCCACAACCCUCUAUGAGCGGGCAACCAGUGGGCGGACUGAACCAGGAUAUCAUGGCCAAAAUGAAGGCAUUUUCCCUCUCCCGACAAGGCGCCAAGUUGCCACAUACUUCCUCGACCGGAACGAUACCCACCUCCCAAGAGACCGGCGCGGGAGGUGCGAUCGCCGGCCGCAUGCCACCCACUACCCGAGAUUGGGCCUCUUCACCCGCGAUCGCGCCGGUGGCCAAUACAGCAUCUCCGCGACCGAGUGGUUUGGCUGCCAAGCGUAUGAAACCUGGCCUCAAGCUAUCGGAUGUCACCGGACCCUCUCCCUCGACGCCGAACGCGAAUGCGAACGGUGCGGAGGAAAAGCCCGUAGAGCAGAACGGCGGAGAAUCAGCUUUCAGCAAAUACGCGGAGUUUAUUGAUACCAAAGCCGGCACCUUGAACUUCAAGAACAAAGCCCUCCUGCACGGCGGCGGUGUCGAGUUCUCCUCCGGUCAUAGUUUCAAGAUAUCUCUGGAUGAAGUCGACCGCAUAGAUGAGUUGGGCAAAGGCAACUAUGGUACAGUUUACAAGGUCCGACAUAGUCGACCGAAACUGCGGAAACCGGGCAUGGGUUUAGGCGGUAUCGUCAGUCGACCAUCCGGCGACGACUCCAGCCCAGACAACCUUACCAGCGAUCUGUCUGGUGUGAUCAUGGCAAUGAAAGAAAUUCGGCUGGAGUUGGACGAGGCCAAAUUCGCACAAAUUAUCAUGGAGUUAGACAUCUUGCAUCGUUGCGUCUCCCCAUUUAUCAUUGAUUUCUACGGCGCUUUCUUCCAAGAAGGCGCGGUCUACAUGUGUGUCGAAUUCAUGGACGGUGGUUCGAUCGACAAAAUCUACGAAGGUGGUGUGCCUGAGAAUAUUCUCCGCAAGGUUACACUGUCCACCAUCAUGGGCUUGAAGGCGCUCAAGGAAGAACAUAAUAUCAUUCAUCGCGAUGUCAAGCCGACCAACAUCUUGGUCAACAGCAAGGGUCAAGUCAAGAUUUGCGACUUCGGAGUCAGUGGAAACCUGGUUGCCAGUAUCGCCAAGACCAAUAUUGGAUGCCAGAGCUACAUGGCACCGGAGCGAAUUGCGGGCGGUGGUAUGCAACAAUCGGGAGCACCUAGUGCUGGGACGUAUAGCGUGCAGAGCGAUAUUUGGAGUCUGGGAUUGUCGAUUAUUGAAUGCGCCAUGGGACGUUAUCCCUACCCGCCGGAGACGUUUACCAACAUUUUCAGCCAGCUUCACGCAAUCGUUCACGGUGACCCUCCCACUCUUCCGGAACCCGGCUUUUCAGAGGAUGCCCACGCAUUUGUUCGAGCUUGUCUCGACAAGGUCCCGAAAAACCGCCCAUCUUACAACAUGUUACUUCGACACCCAUGGCUCGCACCUCUCAUGCAGCCCCCGACCGAAGCUGAAGACCAGGAGGCACCCCAGCCGUCUGAGAACGCGGCUGGAGGGAUUUCAUCCUCAUAUAUGACCGAAGACAAGGAAGUCGCUGAAUGGGUCCACAAGCAACUCAAACUCCGCGAGAGCGGCCAUUUGCAAUCGGCAGAUAAGCCCGCUCUUCACGCCGUGGCCCUGGAUAAGGUUGCCACGAGCCCGGUUGCCAACGAUCCCAAUACUUCGGCACAGACAGACUGA